AAAGACCAAAAAGUGACUUUACAAGAACAUGGAAGCGGUUGUCUCCCUAGGCUCUUAGGGUUAGUUUGCGCAGCUUUCGUUUCACACCGCCGAAUCUCAUUCAAGGCGGCGUGUCUUUUCUUUGUUUGCUGGUAGCUUGUGCAGAUUUGUGGGUUUGGACUACAGACGUUGAGCAGAUAUAAUUGGCGCUAGUUUUCUUUGUCGAACCUAUUCAUCGGCGCUAUUUGACAGGUGUGGAUAAAAUGGAGAUGGAAGACAUCGAUAAAAAGUACAAAGAGAUGGCCAUCGGGGAACAAGAGGAGGAGAGUUUUUGAGGAGGAUGCUACCGAGGAAGAGGGAAGUUUGGCUAACCAGGAAAUCUACCCAGUGGUGGGAACGGUUCUCACGGACAAGAUGGUGAAAUUUCCGGUGCUCAGGGAUCUCAUGGCUUCAAUAUGGAGACCGGGUAAAGCUAUUUCCAUCAAAGAAAUUGGAGAAAAAAGGUACAUGUUCCCUCUCUAUCAUGCUAUCGAUAUGGAACAUGUUAUAUAUUCGUGGUAGACCAUUGAUUUUCGAGCAGAACCUAUUGAUUCUGAGGGCGCUUAGUCCAGGUGAUGUGCCGCUGCAGGUCCCUCUAAACGAGGCAGAGUUUUGGGUGCAGGUACAUAAUGUACCGUAUGGUUUUAUGAACAUUGGGACAGCGCGGAGAAUAGGGAAUUCCAUUGGAAAAUUUAUUAGUUUUGACGAAAACCAACUCGAGGAAAAGUGGAGAUCCUAUAUGAGAAUUAGAGUUAAUAUGGAUGUAGGGAAACCGUUCAAAGUUGGCACGACUCUCACGAAGGGGCCGGGCACGGGACACUGGGUUGAUUUUAAGUAUGAGAAAUUGCCUAGCUUUUGUUUUGUCAGUGGUAUCAUAAGGCACGCUGAUAGGUAUUGUCCCCUGGUCUACGAACAUAAGAGCGGGGAACUAGCUAAGCCCUAUGGCGUAGGUCUUCGUGCGGGGGGAGGGGGUAAAGCUCGCUCAAUGAGCGGGAAUAAAUGGAUAGUGCCCGAAGGAUCGGUGGGCGGUCGUGGAGGGUUUCAGAGUGCGGGAAUUGGAAGGAUUGGGACAGGAAGGCAGAGCUGUGUUCUCAUAGUGGCGGGAGAUAACACGAUCUGCAAUGAGGAGGAGGAAACAUCAGUUGAGAAGGAAAUCACUGGCAAGCAGAAACGCAAGAGGACAUGGGAGGAGGAAAAGGACGAGGAAGUAAGGGGAGACAAAAUGGCACUUGAUGUCCCAAAAAAUGGAGAUGGGGCGGGUCCAGGCUAUUCGACCCGCCGAGAGAUGGGAAGAUGGACCUAGCUUUUAAGGCUCGGGGAAAGCUCCUUGGAGUGCUGAGGAACCUACCCCAUUUUAUUGUAUCAAUUUUGCAAUCAACGAUUCGACCAUGCAAACUCGAAAUCAUUUUCUUUGGAUAAAUAAACAGAUUACUCGAUUGAUUUCCGCAUUGAUCAUGUUAUAUAUCAUAACUCGGACAUCCA
Molecule: messenger RNA, 1500 nt
Organism: Cuscuta europaea
Lineage: Eukaryota; Viridiplantae; Streptophyta; Magnoliopsida; Solanales; Convolvulaceae
Source: the annotation of a GenBank genome assembly